UUUCCCACGCCGUCAAUUAACGGCCCUCCUCAUCGGGGCCACCCCAACGGCCCCCCAUUCCUUCGUCCUCCUCUUCCUUUUCCUCCUCCUCUCUCAAUACAUUCGCUCUUCCUCCUCGUACCUACAUCACGAAACCCUAAUCUCAUCGUCUUCUUCUUCUUCGAUCGCCAUGGGCGAGAUGGAGAACUCGAGCAUCCUCUCGUACGAGAAGCUCGAGGGCGUGGCGAGCUGGGUGGGGACGAGCGUGGCCUCGGCGUUCUUCGCCUCGCUCGAGCGGUGCUCCUGCAUCAACCUCAGCACCGCCGAGGAGGACGAAAACGACGACGAGGAGGAGGCCAAGGAUCGCCCCCUCAUGCUCACCAAACCCGUCCUCCACGACGACGACUCCACCAAACCCUCCCCCGUUUGAUCCCCAUCGAUCGAUUCGAUCCUUCAUCGCCCCUCCCCAAUAAGGUUGGUGAAUUCUCGUUAUGCGUGCAACAAUGUCUGUUGAGAUCGAUCGUCGCCGUAUCUAUCUAGGGUUUCGAUUCGCGUCCGUAUCUGCGAUCUCGCGUUUGUGGUAAUUCCUUGUUGAAUCGCUUAUAGGUUGUAUCGAUCGUCUGUAAAAAGCUUUAUGUUUUGCGUGCUUUUUUCAUGUAUGUUUGUGCUGUUGGGAGGGUGGAAGCGAUUAAUGAUGUUGUUUUGUCUAGCGUAAUUAUAUUUAUUUGGUUUGGGAUUUUCGUAUUUGUUCCAUCGAAAUCGUAUUGAAGCGAGAUCUAUAUAACCUUGGAGUAUUAUGUUCCAUCGAAAUCGUAUUGAAGCGAGAUCUAUAUAACCUUGGAGUAUUAUUUUGGGAUGUUUCCUGGUUUGUUUUGCAAUUUUCAUUGUAAUCACAUUUGUUGAC
Messenger RNA from Ananas comosus (pineapple), 883 nucleotides. RefSeq lists its product as uncharacterized. The record is from RefSeq and is a predicted model, not a curated record. The transcript has a single exon. Bases 170 to 409 code for a protein of 79 amino acids. NCBI's taxonomy places the organism in Eukaryota, Viridiplantae, Streptophyta, Magnoliopsida, Poales, Bromeliaceae.